CGUUUCCGGAGGGAGAGAAAGGCCUGGCGGCCGGCCUGGGAGAAGGAUCUCCGCGGCGGGGGCGGGGCCGGCCCGGCUUCCUGAGGGAGUCGGCGGCCCGAGUCUCCGCCCACGCGCUGAAGAGCCGCGGAGACCCGCCGGAGCGGCCGAGCCCCGCCGACACCGCCCGAGACCAGCCGAGAAGCCGAGCCCCUCCGACCCCGGCCCGAGACCCUCCGAAGGGCCGAGGCCCGCCGACACCCGCCCGAGACCCUCCCGAGAGGCGGAACGCGGCGGAGCUCCGGCCGCGCGCGUGCCGGGCGGACGCUGCGGAAAGAUGAAUUUGCAACUGGCCUUCUGGAUUGGAUUCAUCAGCUUGAUUUGUUCUGUAUUUGGCCAAACAGAUAAAAAUAGAUGUUUAAAAGCAAAUGCCAAAUCUUGUGGAGAAUGUAUACAAGCAGGGCCAAAUUGUGGGUGGUGUACAAAUACGACAUUUUUACAAGAAGGGAUGCCUACUUCUGCACGUUGUGAUGAUUUAGAAGCUUUAAAAAAGAAGGGCUGCCAACCAAGUGACAUAGAAAACCCAAGAGGCUCCCAAACGAUAAAGAAAAAUAAAAAUGUCACCAACCGCAGCAAAGGAAUGGCAGAGAAGCUCCGGCCAGAGGACAUAACUCAGAUCCAACCACAGCAGCUACUUCUGAAGUUGCGCUCAGGAGAACCACAGAAGUUUACAUUAAAAUUCAAGAGGGCUGAAGACUACCCCAUUGAUCUCUACUACCUUAUGGAUCUCUCCUACUCUAUGAAAGAUGAUCUGGAGAAUGUGAAGAGUCUUGGGACAGAUCUGAUGAAUGAAAUGAGGAGGAUUACCUCAGACUUCCGAAUUGGCUUUGGCUCAUUUGUGGAGAAAACUGUGAUGCCGUAUAUUAGUACAACCCCAGCAAAGCUCAGAAACCCUUGCACAAGUGAACAGAACUGCACCAGCCCAUUUAGCUACAAGAAUGUGCUCAGUCUUACUGACAGAGGAGAGUAUUUCAAUAAACUGGUCGGUCAGCAGCGCAUAUCUGGAAACUUGGACUCUCCAGAAGGUGGUUUUGAUGCAAUCAUGCAGGUUGCCGUGUGUGGAUCACUGAUUGGCUGGAGGAAUGUAACACGACUGCUGGUGUUUUCCACGGAUGCCGGGUUUCACUUUGCUGGAGAUGGGAAACUUGGUGGUAUUGUUUUACCAAACGAUGGACAGUGUCACCUGGAAAAUAACGUAUACACAAUGAGCCAUUACUAUGAUUACCCCUCAAUUGCUCACCUUGUCCAGAAACUAAGCGAAAAUAACAUUCAGACAAUCUUUGCAGUUACUGAAGAGUUUCAGCCUGUUUACAAGGAAUUGAAGAAUUUGAUUCCUAAGUCAGCAGUGGGUACACUGUCUGGAAACUCCAGUAACGUGAUCCAGCUGAUCAUUGAUGCCUACAAUUCCCUUUCUUCAGAAGUCAUUCUGGAAAACAGCAAGUUGCCAGAAGGAGUAACAGUAAAUUACAAAUCCUACUGCAAGAAUGGGGUGAACGGGACAGGAGAAAAUGGACGAAAGUGCUCCAACAUCUCCAUUGGAGAUGAGGUUCAGUUUGAAAUAAGUAUAACUGCAAAUAAAUGUCCAAAUAAGGAGUCUGAAACCAUUAAAAUUAAGCCUCUGGGCUUCACUGAAGAAGUAGAGGUUAUUCUUCAGUUCAUCUGCAAGUGCGAUUGCCAAAGCCAUGGCAUCCCAGCAAGUCCCAAGUGCCACGAGGGGAACGGGACAUUCGAGUGUGGAGCCUGCAGGUGCAAUGAGGGGCGUGUUGGGAGGCACUGUGAAUGUAGCACAGAUGAAGUGAACAGUGAAGACAUGGACGCUUACUGCAGGAAAGAGAACAGCUCAGAAAUCUGCAGCAACAAUGGAGAAUGUGUCUGCGGACAGUGUGUGUGUAGGAAGAGAGAUAAUACAAAUGAAAUUUACUCUGGCAAAUUCUGCGAGUGUGAUAACUUCAACUGUGAUAGAUCCAAUGGCUUAAUUUGUGGGGGAAACGGUGUUUGCAGGUGUCGUGUGUGUGAGUGCUAUCCCAAUUACACUGGCAGUGCAUGUGACUGUUCCUUGGACACUACUCCAUGUGUAGCAACAAAUGGUCAGAUCUGCAAUGGCCGGGGCGUCUGUGAGUGUGGUGCCUGUAAGUGCACAGAUCCCAAGUUUCAAGGGCCAACCUGUGAGACGUGUCAGACGUGCCUUGGUGUCUGUGCAGAGCACAAAGAAUGUGUUCAGUGCAGAGCCUUCAAUAAAGGAGAAAAGAAAGACACGUGUGCGCAGGAGUGCUCCCACUUCAAUCUCACGAAGGUGGAAAGCAGAGACAAGCUGCCCCAGCCGGUGCAGGUCUACCCCGUGACCCACUGCAAGGAGAAGGACGUGGAUGACUGCUGGUUCUAUUUCACCUACUCGGUGAAUGGCAACAGCGAAGCCAUCGUGCAUGUGGUGGAGACUCCAGACUGUCCUACUGGUCCUGACAUCAUUCCAAUUGUAGCAGGUGUGGUUGCUGGGAUUGUUCUCAUUGGCCUUGCCUUGCUGCUUAUUUGGAAGCUUUUAAUGAUAAUCCAUGACAGAAGAGAAUUUGCUAAAUUUGAAAAGGAGAAAAUGAAUGCUAAAUGGGACACGGGUGAAAAUCCUAUUUACAAGAGUGCCGUCACAACUGUGGUGAAUCCGAAGUAUGAGGGAAAAUGAGUCCUCCUCAGGCCGGGCUUGCCACACCGAGCUCACAGCAGCGUCGUCUUAGUCACGUAGGGUAGCUUUGGGGCUCUGUGGCCAGGGGCUCAUUCACGUGCAGGUUUGGAAAAUGUACAAUAUGUAUAAUUUUUAAUUUUUUAUUAUUUUGAAAAUAAUGUUAUAAUCCUUGCCAGGGACUGACAGAAGACUUGAGAAAGGAUCUUUAUCCUUGUCAGCUGAGGUCACAGUGUGCCUUUUUAACCCUUCCUCCCGGAUCCUUGGGAUCAGGCUCUUAGUGCAUCCCGUGACACUGCUGGGGCGAAGGCAGGGCAGAGUUGAAGCAGCAGCCUCACAAGUGUCUGCACCCAGCCACCGAGCUCAGCCAGGGCUGCUCGCACGGAGUCCACAGUGCAGUCCGGCUGGCGGCUUGGGGCCUGCUUCAGCCUGCUGCUGCCCGCUGGGCAUGCCCAAUGAUGCACCGGAAAGACAAGUAUGCUGACAGUUUCCAGUUAAAAUAAUUUUGACACAGUUGAUCUACAGAGGCCAUUGGGAAAAUUCAGAGAGGUGGAAGGAAAAACUUAGCUUUAAAACCUGUGUGCCAUUAUGAGUUACUUGAUCCCGUAACUCUGAUGCCUUCUCUAUAAAUCCAAGCUUGGAUAAAAGUCCUGGGAACUUCUCUGCUAAGGAGUCCCUGAUGUAGCACUAUUCACAUAAAGGCCAUAAUUUUCAAAGCAUUUGCUGAACGGGAACCUUUUGGAUGAGUUUAUUUUACUUCACCGUUUUUGUUUAAUUCCUGGUGCUCCUUUAUCACCUCCUCUCAUCUUUUAAUGUGUCUGUUUGCAGUUUGGGGUUAAGACUUUGUAUCAUUACCUUUUCAUUUACUUGGCUGUACAUUUGCCUUUUUCACAAACACUCGAAGCUGUCCUGCUGCUUGCAGGGCCACAGGACCUGGGCAGGCCCCUCAGCAGCGAUUCAACCACUGUGCGCCUUCUGAAUGCGCCUUCCCUUCUGAGCUUGCUCUGUCUCACACUAGUCACAAUCUUGUUUUAAGUGCCUUUUAAUUUUGACAAUGCUAUUAACUGAAGUUAUUUAUUAAAAUAAAAAGGCCUAAAAUACUUAA
Molecule: messenger RNA, 3815 nt
Organism: Peromyscus maniculatus bairdii (prairie deer mouse)
Lineage: Eukaryota; Metazoa; Chordata; Mammalia; Rodentia; Cricetidae
Gene: Itgb1
Product: integrin subunit beta 1
Biological process (GO): integrin-mediated signaling pathway; cell-matrix adhesion; cell adhesion mediated by integrin
Cellular component (GO): focal adhesion; integrin complex; cell surface
Molecular function (GO): fibronectin binding; integrin binding; C-X3-C chemokine binding
Source: RefSeq, a predicted model, not a curated record